This is a messenger RNA of Labeo rohita (rohu), 3047 nucleotides long. RefSeq names its product delta(14)-sterol reductase TM7SF2. Gene Ontology annotation, biological process: sterol biosynthetic process. The record is from RefSeq and is a predicted model, not a curated record. The coding region runs from base 238 to 1566 and encodes 442 amino acids. Gene Ontology annotation, cellular component: nuclear inner membrane; endoplasmic reticulum membrane. Lineage: Eukaryota; Metazoa; Chordata; Actinopteri; Cypriniformes; Cyprinidae. The transcript has 12 exons. Gene Ontology annotation, molecular function: oxidoreductase activity, acting on the CH-CH group of donors, NAD or NADP as acceptor.
AGAUCUUUCAGAAUGAGGGAAGUGCGUGCAACUCAAGUUGUCUGUUGAACGUUUUAAGGUAUUACAUGGUUCACCCAACAUGCUGAAGAUAUCGCAACAGGUCAGUAGUAUGUAGUAAGAGCUGAAGUAUAAAAACCGUUCUCUGCUGUGAAUACAGCAGUGUGGGCUUGUUUUUGGAAAGUUGCUCUAUCUACCUCUGACUUGGUUUGAAAUAAGUUGGUUAUUUCACAGAUUAUCAUGACGACUCACCAACAAGAACAUCAGACACACAGGAACAGAUCCCUACAGGACACGGGUAACGGGAAGCUUGAGGAUGGAACUCAUGAUGGCAAAAGUGUGGUACAGGUCCACAGUAAACGGAACAACAUCCACCUGUCUCUGUUGUGCCUUUUGUUGGGUGUGUUUCUCAUAAUGCUGCUGGACUGCUGCCGGUCCUCCUCCGAGUCGUGGGUUCUGCUCGGUUCUGCUGGAAUCCCGAUCUGGGACUGGUCGUCUGUGUGCGUCGUGCUGUUAUUCACUGUCCUGCAGAUGGUGCUCUAUUAUCUACCUGUGGGACAGGUGGCAGAAGGCAAGAUGGGCUGCGAUGGAAAGCAUUUGAAAUACAAACUCAACGGUCUGUAUGCAUUUCUCCUGACUGUGGUUCUGUUGUUGGUUCUGUGGUUUGGUGGCGUCCUGCGGGCCGGCGCUGUGAUGGACAAGAUCUUCUCUCUGGUGACCGCCGGCAUGGCCAUUUCGCUAAUCUUCAGCCUGGUGCUGUUCCUGUGUCCAAUCAGAACACCCUCCUCCGCACACGUGACCUACGACAGCACAGCAAAGCCCCUGCUGAAGUUUGCUCUGGGUCAGAGUAUGGAUCCCCAUCUGGGCAUCAUCGACAUCAAACACUUUGUCAUGGUCAGGAUUGGAUUCAUUGGCUGGGCCAUGAUGGAUCUGAAUUAUCUCCUGACUUCUGUAGAGAUGAAGAACUGGUCUCUCUCUCUGCUGCUCGUCAUUGUCUUUCAGCUCAUUUACAUACUGGACUUCCUCAUCGAUGAGGGCUCUGUGCUGACGACCAAAGAGUUUACGGAAGAGCCGAUUGGCUUCAUCAUGAUUUUGGGCGAGUUCAUCUGGAUCCCUUUCUUCUCCAGUCUGCCUGUUUACUUCCUGCUUCAAAGGCCCAAUUCCAUCCAUUUCCUGUCUGCUGUACCCAUCUGUCUGCUCUUCGGUAUUGGCUUCCUGAUUUAUUACCUGUCCAACGAGCAGAAAGACGGUUUCCGCAAAAACCCGAAUGAUCCGGCCUACGCUCGUCUGAACACAAUCCGCAGCCCGGCGGGAAGCAGUCUGCUGGUGUCCGGAUGGUUCGGAUGGGUCCGACACCCCAAUUACUUAGGAGACAUUCUGAUGAUGUUUGCCUGGUGUCUGCCAUGCGGGUUCACCAGUGUUUUGCCGUACUUGCCGGCGCUGCAGUGCUUUCAGUUAUUGAGGAAGCGAGCCAAUGAGAUCGAAGAAUCAUGUCUGAAGAAGCACAGAGAGGCCUGGAGAGAAUACUGUCGCCAAGUGCCGUACAAACUCCUUCCUUACGUGUAUUAAAGAUCUCGCAUGUGUUUUAACAUAAACUCCAUCAAAGCAAAGCUCUUGUGUUGAGAGUUAUUAUUUUUAGCUGUGUGGAUUUAAAAAUCCAGCCCAAGUAAUUGUUACCUAAAAGAGCUAUUUAUACCUGAUUUAACCCAUAACAUUUAGUGAUAUUAAACAAUAUCAACAUCAAGUGUUUGAUGUCGCGCCAAUAGCCUACAGUGCAACUGCGCUCACGGCGACCCGAGUUCGAAUCCCGGCUCGUGGUCCUUUGCCGAUCCCACUCCCCUCUCUCUUCACCCACUGCUUUCCUGUCUCAUCUACACUGUCCUUUCCAAAUGAAGGCAUAAAACAGCCCAAAAUUAAAUCUUUAAAAACUAAAAAAAACCAAAAACAAAUAAAAAGUGUUUGAUAAUAUUACAGGGUGGGGAAAAAACAAGAACAAUUUUUAUUUAUAUUAGGUGUCAAAAAAUAAUUAUGUACUUACUGCAUAAAGCAGGUGUUGCAACAGUGUAAUUCUACAUGUAAUUACAAAAAUGAAUCACAUGUCUUAAAUGCUAGUACAUCGUAGUUAAAGACUCUUAAAGUGGGUGCAAAUUUUAGUUAAUCAUAACAGACCUGAAGUCAUUUUUUACUAAAAACUAUUUUUCUCUGCUGUCGUUUCAAACCUACAGUGGGAAAAUAUUUUUAACUGGAAAAAGAACGACAGAAAAACUAAAUUCAUUAACUAAUUCAUCUUCUCGUUUUGCUAACACAAUGUACAAAAUGCAAAUUUUCUUUGCAGAAAUGUUCUACUUGCUGACUUUUUUUUAGCUUUAGCUUUAAAAGUAACUGAAAUAUCAUAAAUCAUUUAAUCUUUCCCUUUAAUGUGAUUUAUUUUGACCAGUUAUGUACUCAUACCAUUGUUUGUUCUAUUAUUUUUUCCACUUCUACAUUUUAAAGAUGUUCCCAGUAAUAAAUAAAUAAAUAAACAGAUCUGUUCUUUAGUAAAACUGCUUGAGAGCUUCUUACAAUUGAAACCUUUUCCAGUAUAAAAUGUAAAUAUUAUCCACGAAUAUUGUAAUCCAACAUAAUUACGGUAAACAAAAAGUGCCAUGAUGUUAUUUGAACGUUGCAUAAUCCGUAGCAUGUAAAUAUGGAAAUUCAUCAUGGUGUUUUUUUAAACUGCUUACAGUUUGUGUUGGGGAAAACUGCUUUUAAAAGUAAUGUGUGACAACACUGUGUUACUCCCUACAAAAAGUAACUACUACGUUACGUUACAUUACUUUUGCGUUGCUUUUCAAAACUGGGCGGGGCUUGCUUGUUUGUUUUGAAUAGAAAACCAGUCUGGAGUAUCACGGGUAUAUUUGUAGCAAUAGCCAAAAAUACAUUAUAUGGGUCAAAAUUAUUGAUUUUUCUUUUAUGCCACAAAUCAUUAGGAUAUUAAGAUCAUGUUCCAUGAAGGUAUUUUGUAAAUUUCCUACUGUAAAUAUAUCAAAACUUAAAUUUUAAUUAGUAAU